Baudoinia panamericana UAMH 10762 is the source of this 877-nucleotide messenger RNA. RefSeq lists its product as uncharacterized. The transcript is spliced from 2 exons. The record is from RefSeq and is a predicted model, not a curated record. NCBI's taxonomy places the organism in Eukaryota, Fungi, Ascomycota, Dothideomycetes, Mycosphaerellales, Teratosphaeriaceae. Bases 119 to 838 code for a protein of 239 amino acids.
UGCAGUGCGCACGGUCGCACGAUGGAAGCCAGGUGGGGGUAAAAGUUGCAGCUUAUAAUACCUCCACGUUGUCGUCUUCACCUUCUGCGUGAUAACUCUUACAGAGCACUCAAGCAACAUGAAUACUACUUUGAGCCCGUUCCAGGAGCCGUCUCUGCCAAUUCCAGUCCUUUCUCCUGCGCCUGUUACCGAAUUGCAGGGUCAGACUAACAUGGCCUCCAGCCCCUUUGCCAUCCGCGUGCAUUUCGCGGACGAUGUCGAAGCACCUUCACAUCUCGUUCGCCAGUCGCAGGCGGGGUUCAUGCCUGCUGCCUCAGUCAACAAGCGUUCCAUGAGCUUGUCUAGACUGGACGACCUUGCCAAAAAGCCCAAGCUCUCGCUCACCAUCGAUCCGCAUCCUCCUACACCAUUUCCCCACACGACCGUCUUCGAGGUACCACCAAACAACACGGCGUCCUCACUCGACGAGCACGACUCUACCAAUACUAGCAUCGCGUCAUCUCCGUUGAGAGCGAAUGAAGGGGCCCCCACUGGGUCAAUCGUCCGCGAUGCAGCUAGGGUCGAGACCGCGCUGUUCGAGCUCAUCCGAGAGCUGCACUGGCUGCAAUCUGAGCUGCAGCGAGUGGACCCUAUACGUGGCGAUACGGAGCUGAUGCUUGGGCGAUGUCAGCGAUCCCUGCAGCUGUGCCACAAUAUACGUCUUUCUUUCACCUACGUCAACUGCAGCCGGGCAGAACACCGUGACGCGGCGAGACAAGAGCUCAUUGAUGAGCUUGUUCCUCAUCUUGAUCGGUUGUUGGAAACUAUUUGUGGGCAGCCAUCGUCGGGAACUGUGUGACAAGCUUUGUACGGUAUAGCGAGUUCUUGUGUAUGAUGC